UAUCUCUCUCUCUCUCUCUCUCUUCUCUAUCUUGUUAAACGUCAUCAUAUUAUCAUAUCUGUUACGAUUUCAUACCAUUUUUCUAGGGUUCGGGUGUUCCUUUUAGAGAUUACAACUACUAUUUUUUUGUUUUUAUUUUGUGGGUGAGGGACGACGAUAACGAAUUCAUUCAUCAUGGACCGAGACAGCAGCGAGUUUGCAGAUUGGGAGAUGCUUCAGAGCUCCGGCGAGACUGUUUCUGUUGUUUCUUCCGACUCGGGCGAUGUCAUGAGAGGACUGGAAGGAAUUGAGGGUGAUUCAGGAGGGAUGAUUCGGGCGGAUUAUUUCUCAAUUGAUUCGAAGAAAAAUUACGAGAGUGUGAUGAUUGAGGAAGGUUCUGUUGAGUCUGAUAAUCCAAGUUGGAUUGAUCCGGGAUCGGAGAGUAGGUAUCCGAGGAAGGAACAUGGGGAAUUCUGGUCUGAUUCAGCUAGCGAUAGGUCUGAUGAUAGGAAAUUUGAGGAAUUUGAUGCGAGAAAUGAAUUGGGUUUUUCUGAAAAUGUGAAAAGCGAGGAAAUUUUUCAAGGAAUUGGCGUUGAGAAUGAGUUUCGGAAGUACUGGUCCGAUUCUGUUGGGAAAGGAUCGAAUCCAAUGGAAUUUGGUGAUUUCGAGACUCAAAACGAGAUGGGUAUGCAUGUUUAUGCGAAUUCUGACGACGGUUCGCAGGAUUCUUCUUCGGAGAAGAAGAUUAGUGCUACCUUGGCUCCUGCUCCUGCAGACUGUGUUAGCGGCAGGGAAGAAAUUGUGGAAGCGGUGUCAGCAAAAUCAGUUGGCGAGGGAGGAGGAGAGAGGAGCAACAUAACAGUUGUGUGGUGGAAAGUCCCGUUUCAAUUGCUAAAGUAUUGUUGCCUUAGAGUUAACCCGGUAUGGACUUUCUCUGUUGCUGCUGCAGUCAUGGGUUUCUUGAUUUUGGGACGUAGAUGGAACAAGUUGAAGAAGAAGACUCAAGGAUUGCAUCUCAAGGUUACAACGGACGAGAAGAAGGUAUCGCAGUUCAUGAGCCGUGCUGCACGUCUUAAUGAAGCUUUCUCAAUUGUGAAACGGGUUCCUGUUAUUCGCCCACCACUUCCAGCACCUGGUGUAGCUCCAUGGCCGGUGGUCACCUUGAGAUAAAAUUAAAGAGAGGAGAUGUGAAUUGGCUGUAUGUAUGUAUUUAUCUAAGUCAAAGAAAUAGUUUCUAUGCUUUUGCGAUUGUGUAUGUGUGUGAAUCAUGCAUACUUUCGGCCUCGCGGUGUUAUAUCUAUGUACCUAGUUAUAUGUGGAAAAUGUAUGGAAAUGUGUAUUUAUGUCUUAACAAUGGCAUAAUUGGAUUCUACUCCUUUUCUUUUUUGCCUU
This is a messenger RNA of Impatiens glandulifera, 1371 nucleotides long. RefSeq lists its product as uncharacterized. The coding region runs from base 175 to 1149 and encodes 324 amino acids. The record is from RefSeq and is a predicted model, not a curated record. Lineage: Eukaryota; Viridiplantae; Streptophyta; Magnoliopsida; Ericales; Balsaminaceae. The transcript has 2 exons.